Messenger RNA from Megalobrama amblycephala (Wuchang bream), 1637 nucleotides. RefSeq names its product chymotrypsin-like protease CTRL-1. The transcript has 8 exons. The record is from RefSeq and is a predicted model, not a curated record. Bases 612 to 1394 code for a protein of 260 amino acids. Gene Ontology annotation, biological process: proteolysis. Gene Ontology annotation, molecular function: serine-type endopeptidase activity. NCBI's taxonomy places the organism in Eukaryota, Metazoa, Chordata, Actinopteri, Cypriniformes, Xenocyprididae.
AAAAAACAUUAGAAUAAAUAAAAAUUGCCAUUACUGUAUUAAACAUAUUUAUUUUUAUUUUGUAUCAGUAGAGAGUUUAAUAUAAUGCUUUCCAAAAAGUAAAUGUAAGUGAAGUGGCAGAAAAACACACUCUCUCCGGUAACUGUGAUGACUUGAAACAACUUAUUCAACCAGCUGAUUAACAAUAAGAAUUUUCUUCCUCCUCCUCUCAGCUCUAAUAGCUGAUCUAAUCACAGUGUAAUGUAAUCACAUAAUUUCACUCUCUUUCUCUUCAGCAUCACUGGCUUAAACAACUUGCCAGGUUGAUUAGGGAAUUUGCAGCAGGUCAAAAACUUCAUGGUAAAGCCACUAAUUUACGAAAAAUUUCACAACAAUGACAGAGGAAGUAUGAUGCUUUUCAAAGAAACAGUCGUCAUAAACACCUUCAGAAGGUGCAGAUGCAGAUUGUCUCCAGCGAUAACAGAUCUCAACAUUCCUCAGCUCUCAGGUCAUUUGAGCUGCUGGGAUGGACCUCAAUCACUGCCCAGAUUUAGCAGCUGCUGUAAAUGAUAUAAAAGCAAGAGAGAGCACCUACAGAUACAACAGUGAGACAUCACAAGCUCAUCUACAUCAUGAUCUUCACCAUCACCUGCCUUGCCCUGGUGGCCUCUGCUCUGGGUUGUGGAGUGCCGGCGAUUAAACCACAGACGAUUGGCAGCAGGAUUGUGAACGGACAGAAUGCCAUCUCUGGUUCUUGGCCCUGGCAGGUCUCUCUCCAGCUACCCAACGGAUUCCACUUCUGCGGUGGAUCUCUCAUCAACCAGAAUUGGGUUCUCACUGCUGCUCACUGUGGUGUCGUGGCCGGCUAUCAUCAUGUCAUUCUUGGAGAACAUGAUCGUGGCUCCAAUGUUGAACCCAUCCAAGUCAAACUCGUUUCCAAGGUCAUCACCCAUCCGCUCUACAGCAGCACGACAUUCAACAAUGACAUUGCGUUGCUGAAGCUUGCAUCUCCAGUUGUAUUCAUUCCCCGUAUCUCUCCUGUAUGUCUGGCUCCAUCAACUAUCAACAUCCUGCCUGGAACACGCUGCUUCACCACUGGAUGGGGCAGAACUGCCACCACAUUGAGUCCUCUAACCCUACAGCAAACAGGUCUGCCCAUCAUGAGUCCUGCUGUGUGCAGGCUGAUCUGGGGUCAGAGCAGAAUCACUGAUGCCAUGAUCUGUGCUGGAGCCUCUGGAUCCUCAUCUUGCCAGGGUGAUUCUGGUGGUCCUCUGGUGUGUGAGAGUAACGGAGUCUGGACUCUGGUGGGGUCUGUGUCCUGGGGCACCAGCACUUGUAACAGUCUUUACCCAGUAGUAUACGCCCGCAUCUCCCAACUGCGCUCCUGGAUCGACAAGACUAUCGCUUCCAACUAGAACACCAGUCUGAGCAUUUACCCUUCAAAGGAGGCAAAAGUAGAUUUUAAUCAUUAAUCUGUAUUGCAGUUGGUCCUUGUUGAUGUUUUGUUUGUUUGUUUGUUUGUUUAUGAAUUUUGGUCUUGUGUCAGUCUGGGCUCCAGUGACCUGUCUGUUAUAUUACUGUUUUGUUUUUAUAUCAUGUAACAUGUUAUGGUUUUAUAGAAAUAAUGAAAGUUUGUCAAUAAAAUGAAAUAAAUGUAA